This is a messenger RNA of Malania oleifera, 912 nucleotides long. RefSeq lists its product as uncharacterized. The transcript has 2 exons. The coding region runs from base 1 to 912 and encodes 303 amino acids. The record is from RefSeq and is a predicted model, not a curated record. Lineage: Eukaryota; Viridiplantae; Streptophyta; Magnoliopsida; Santalales; Ximeniaceae.
AUGAGAGAAGAUCAAAAGAUGCAUGUGUGCAAGCUGUGCGACAAGAGGUACCCAUGUGGGAAGUCCUUGGGAGGUCAUAUGAGGUCUCACAUGAUUGGGAAUUCUUCUCGAUCAGAAAAGAAAGCUAAACUCCACGCAAAAUUGGUUUCAUCUUCUAAUGGUGGAAGAAAAGGUAAGAAGAGAGAGUCUGGGUUUGAAGCUGGUGAGCUUUCUGGAUAUGGCCUUAGAGAGAACCCCAAGAAAACAUGGAGGGCCGGGGACUCUGGCCCUGGCUUAUGGCAAGAAAAGGUGUGCAAAGAAUGUGGUAAAGAGUUUCAGUCAUUGAAAGCUCUCUUUGGUCACAUGAGCAGUCACUCAGGAGCAAGAAGAGUUUCAAACAAAUUCAAAGAUCAUGUGUGGACUGGUGGUAAGCAGGAAUCACUGAUGGAUGGGCAGUCAGACACCGAGGCGGAUGCCUCAAGGCCGCGUAAAAGAAUGAAGAAAGGGAAGCAUAGCAUUCUUGGUGUGUCUUCUACUUCUCCUUGUUUGGCAAAUGAAUCUUCAUCUGUUUCUGAUAUUGAGCUAGAGCAAGAAGAGGUAGCUUUGUGCUUGAUGAUGCUGUCUAGGGAUUCAGGGCAUUGGGAUGGUGUGAAUGUGGUUGGGGAGUCUUCUGAUAACAUUUCUGUCGUUUUGGAGGAUAAAUCAUCAUCUAAUGAUGUGAGAAUUGCCAUGAAGGAAAGCCUGAAUUGCUUUUGUGGGGAUGGGAUGAAUAUCAAGGAUGCUGAACUUGCUCUGUUUGAGAAUUCUGAUUCUGGGUCCAGCACCCGGCCCCAUUCGGAGGAACAUAAGGCAUCUCAGGGAGGACAGUCCACCCCGGGGUGGCCAGUAGAGGAAUGUAGCUCCAGCGCGAGUUUAUGCCCUGACGCCAGGUGA